This is a messenger RNA of Solea senegalensis (Senegalese sole), 7119 nucleotides long. It is a transcript of the gene grk3, whose product is annotated as G protein-coupled receptor kinase 3. The transcript is spliced from 21 exons. The record is from RefSeq and is a predicted model, not a curated record. NCBI's taxonomy places the organism in Eukaryota, Metazoa, Chordata, Actinopteri, Pleuronectiformes, Soleidae. Gene Ontology annotation, molecular function: ATP binding; G protein-coupled receptor binding; G protein-coupled receptor kinase activity. Gene Ontology annotation, biological process: regulation of signal transduction; G protein-coupled receptor signaling pathway; protein phosphorylation. The coding region runs from base 2095 to 4161 and encodes 688 amino acids.
GAGCCACAAAGCGAUCACUGCCACUGUGCUGAGAGAAAGAAUACUGAAACAAAUAAGCGAAGCGGUGCUUCACUCUAUCAUGUGCCAUUCUACAGCGGAGAAAACAACAGAUUCGCUUCAAUGAGCCGACGGACGCCGUCUUUAAGUUUUAGCCUGGCACGGUCUCUCUCUACGCGGACAGCCUGGUAGAAAGGAGCCUCUCGCGGCUGGUUUUGUCGGAGCUCGACGAGCUCUGCUGUGUUCGUUUCGUUGCUCGAGACCCACUUGCGUGCGGAGGGACCUCCACCACCACCACCACCACCAGCAGCAGCAGCAGCAGCAGCAGCGGCGGUGGUCCUUGUUCUGGGGCUUCUUCACGUUUGGUGAAGCCGACGUGAAUCGCUGUCACUGCACUUGUUUACGGCGGGGAGGGAAAACAUUAUCGGCGCACAAGCAGCACGACUCCCGCUGGCCAGUCGUUUUCAAUCUGCCAGCGGCGCUUCCUCCGCCCCCUUCUCCUCCAUCAGCGUCACCAUCAGUCCGCAGCUAGUAUUUCUGUGCUGGGUGUCCAGGCGAGGAGGACCCCCCCUCUGGUGCUCGGGGUAGCUCGGCAAGCCGCUAUGGAUUAUUUUGUGCGGUUCUUAUACUACUUUUGACUCAGCUGGACUGUCGAGGACUGUGUCUUUCCGGGGACUGUGACUUCCCCCGUACUUGCAGCCAGUUUACGGGCAGUCGCUAGCUUGCACAUCGCUGUGUGAAUCCGAGCCAGUGGUAACUGUUAGUGCCAUCUGCCCACUGUGCUACUGGCAGCAGGGGCAUUUUAAUGCUGAAACAAUCCACAUUGGAUGCACAGCUCACUGAACCACACUGUGCGAUGUUUGUUAGUUAGCCUACUGGCUAGCAGGUAUAGUGUUAUUUUGCUAGCUAGCGUGGUAGCCAGCUAGCAGACGAACCCUAGUAUCGAUACCGCCAGCGGGCUAAAGCGAGUUAGCUUUCGGACGUCGCGAGUUUGGCUCGCAAUUAACCGAGUACGCCCUCCCGCCUGGGUUGGAAUUUGUGCUAAACAACUCAAAGUGUUCAAAAACAGAAUUAGCACCUGUGUGUACGCGUGUGUUAAUACGAGAGAGCGACAGUGGUGAGGCGAUAAGGAGGAAGGUUCAGGCUACACACGAAGCGAGCCCAGCAGCGGCGUGUGGACUUUUUUUUUUUUUUACAGCACAUCUCGGGUCUUGUGUUAGCGGGGCUUGCGUGAUUUUUGUUUGUGCCAAAACGUCCCCGAGAGACCUUUUUUUGAGAAUUGUGUGCGCGCUCCAGAAGAGAGAGGUUGAACACAAAGAAGAAGAAGAAGGAGCAGCUGCAGCAGCGACAGCACACCAAUGGUCGACUCUCCAACCUGUCGCCCAGUGUCCUCUCUCCUCAUCCUCCCUUCAUUUUCACACUCACCGAUUCUUGUGUGAAACGGAGAGUUUGUAUUUGGACACAAAGAAGCCAACUCCCGCUGUUUUUUUUCCCCAUGUGUGCGCGUCUUUUUUUGUUGACAUCUUAAGGGAACAUCCCUUAAAUCCCAUACACAUGCCGCACUGGAGACAGUCCAGGCGUUUGGACACAUUACCAUCAGGAGCAGCAGAGGAGUCCCCAGGGAUCUGACAGCUGUCCUCAGACCCGGCACCUCUGUGACAGGCUGCACGGUACCGUAAAGCGAGGAGGUGCUGGCCUCAUCGCUCCUAUUUAAUUAUCACCAGUCUAAUUCAAACGCGCCUUAGGAAGAACCCGGCACAGUCUUGUUUUAUAUAUAUUUUGUUUUAAUCUCGCACUAAAUGGGAUUACAAGGACGGUGAUCAAGCGGCCUGUCAUUUCUCUGCUAACCUGCCACCCAAUGUCUUCGCUCCUGAAUUUCCCCUUUCCUUUUACAACGAUGGCAGCGUGAGGCCAAGUGAACAGACUGCAGCCACAGACAGCGACAGACAGUAUCCGCUCUGUCUGGUCCCCACACGCACCUUGCCCCUUGAUGUUGGUCACAUCUGGCUCGGGACAGUGUUUUUUAAUUCCCUGAAAAAGAACCUACCCCCCCCAGCCCGGUUGUUUUAUUGGUCGUGGUCGUCACAGGGUCGAAAGAUGGCGGACCUCGAAGCGGUGCUCGCCGAUGUCAGCUAUUUGAUGGCGAUGGAGAAGAGCAAGUCAACACCGGCGGCCCGGGCGAGCAAGAAAAUCAUCCUGCCCGAGCCCAGUAUUCGCAGCGUGAUGCAGAAGUACCUGGAGGAGAGAGACGAACUGACAUUCGACAAAAUCUUCAACCAGAAAAUUGGCUUUCUACUGUUCAAGGACUUCUGUCUGAACGAGAUCGACGAGGCAGUGCCACAGCUCAAGUUCUAUGAAGAAAUUAAGGACUACGAGAAGCUGGACUCGGAGGAGGAGAGGUUGAGCCGCAGCCGGCAGAUUUACGACGGCUACAUCAUGAAGGAGCUCCUGUCCUGUUCACAUCCGUUCUCUAAGAAAGCAGUGGACCAUGUUCAGAGUCACUUGGCUAAGAAACAGGUUCCCCCAACUCUCUUCCAGCCAUACAUAGUGGAGAUCUGUGACAGCCUGAGGGGGAACAUCUUCCAGAAGUUCAUAGAGAGUGACAAGUUUACCCGAUUUUGCCAGUGGAAGAAUGUGGAGCUCAACAUCCAUCUGACCAUGAAUGACUUCAGUGUGCAUCGGAUCAUUGGCCGGGGCGGCUUCGGAGAGGUUUAUGGCUGCAGGAAGGCCGACACGGGGAAGAUGUAUGCCAUGAAAUGUUUGGACAAGAAGAGGAUCAAGAUGAAGCAGGGGGAGACUCUUGCUCUCAAUGAGAGAAUUAUGCUGUCGUUAGUCAGCACAGGGGACUGUCCAUUCAUUGUGUGUAUGACAUAUGCCUUCCACACUCCAGACAAGCUCUGCUUCAUCUUGGACCUCAUGAACGGGGGUGACCUGCACUACCACCUGUCUCAACAUGGCGUGUUCAGUGAGAAAGAGAUGCGUUUCUAUGCGGCUGAAAUCAUCCUGGGUCUGGAACACAUGCACAACCGCUUCGUUGUCUACCGAGACCUGAAGCCAGCCAAUAUCCUGCUGGAUGAACACGGUCACGUUCGUAUCUCCGACCUGGGUUUGGCGUGCGACUUCUCCAAGAGGAAACCCCACGCCAGUGUCGGUACUCAUGGUUACAUGGCUCCAGAGGUCCUCCAGAAAGGAACAGCGUAUGACAGCAGCGCCGACUGGUUCUCCUUAGGCUGCAUGCUCUUCAAACUCCUCCGAGGGCACAGUCCCUUCAGACAGCACAAGACCAAAGACAAACACGAGAUCGACCGCAUGACACUCACCAUGAAUGUGGAACUGCCAGACUCUUUCACCACAGAGCUCAAAGAUCUGCUGGAGGGGCUGCUGCAGAGGGAUGUGGCCAAGAGGCUUGGCUGCCAGGGCCGAGGAGCCCCAGAGGUGAAGGAGCAUCAGUUCUUCAAAGGCAUCGACUGGCAGCAGGUUUAUCUCCAGAAGUACUCUCCUCCACUGAUCCCGCCCAGAGGAGAGGUGAACGCCGCGGAUGCUUUUGACAUCGGCUCAUUUGAUGAGGAGGACACCAAAGGCAUCAAGCUGCUCGACAGUGACCAGGAGCUGUACAAGAACUUUCCUCUGGUGAUAUCGGAGCGCUGGCAGCAGGAGGUGGCAGAGACGGUGUACGAGGCGGUCAACUCGGACACGGACAAGAGCGAGGCGCGCAAGAGGGCCAAGAACAAGCAGCUGGGCCACGAGGAGGACUACGCACUGGGUAAGGACUGCAUAAUGCACGGCUACAUGCUGAAGCUGGGGAACCCCUUCCUGACCCAGUGGCAGCGUCGAUACUUCUAUCUCUUCCCCAACCGCGUGGAGUGGAGGGGGGAGGGCGAGUCAAGGCAAAACCUGUUGACGAUGGAGCAGAUCGUGUCGGUGGAGGAAACGCAGAUUAAAGACAAGAAGUGCAUCCUGCUGCGCAUCAAAGGCGGGAAACAGUUUGUGCUGCAGUGCGAGAGCGACCCAGAGUUUGUGCAGUGGAAGAAAGAGCUGACCGAGGCGUUCACAGAAGCCCAGAAGCUGCUGCGUCGCGCUCCCAAAGUCAUCGGGAAGGGGCGGGCCGGAGUGGUGGAGCUCUCCAAACCUCCACUCACACACCGCAAUAGCAACGGCCUGUGAAUACACACACACAGAUAUAUACACACACGCACACACACACACACACGCAUACACACACUGCACCCCCCUCCCCUCCUCAUCAGCCACAGGACAUUUGCUCUGACACGUUUCCCACUGUGAUGUGUGUGCGUGCGCGUCUGUGUGUGUGUGUGUGUGUGUGAGCGGAGCAUGACCACCAGCCACCAUGUGACACACACACACACACACACACUCACUCAUCACAAAGACCAGUCACAAGAGCGAUUGAUUCUUUUGUUUUAGUUUUUUACUUUUUCUCGGCCACGGGACCCGAGAGGACGGAGGGACGUGAGGCGAGGAGACGCCGUGACGAGGACGUGUCCUUGUCCCUCUGGUUUCCGUCCCCCCCGCUCAUCCAGCGUCCUCUGUUUCGAAUCAGGUGAAUCCAGAACCAGGACCUGCAGCAGCCGCACAGACUCUGUGAGAGAGAGCGAGAGAGAAAAGGCUGCUCUCCUCUCAUCCCUCCCUCUCACCUGUCCUCCCCCGUUAUUAUAUUAAGUGUGUAAAGUGCCAACGUCAAUAUUUACUUGAGUCACCUGAGCAUCUGGAACGACCUGCUCUGGCGGCAGAUGUUGCCCCUCCCUCCCUCCCUCCCUCCCUCCCUCUCUCUCCCUCCACACACACGGAUACACAGAGGAGGGAGUGUGUACGCGGUGGGGGCGGUGGCAGUCUUGGAUGUGGGGGUGGUGGUGGGUCGGGGAGGGAGGUGAUUGAUCAUUCCACACUGCGGAAAAGCGGAAGUACAAGGAGCCACGGACUCUUCCAGAUAGGCUCCUGUACAGCCGGGGUUACCAUAGAGACUGAUAUUUCAUUGGCUGUCGAAAAGCGCAGCUGGUUGCCACGGGAACCCUGAAGACUGGUCUAUACCAGGGAGACUGGUAACCACGGACAACGGUGUAACUAUUGUGUAUUACGGCUACACUUGCAGAUAAAAAAAAAAAAAGAUGAUGGCAGAGGGGAGGGAGCGAGGACGUGACUCUGUACAUACACAAACCCUGUCUCUGUGCAUCGCCAGUGUUUCAGUCCAACGUGUUUGCAUUAGCGGGGACUUUUCUCUGUCUGCCUGUUUGUGAAUCUGUCCUGGCUUUUUAAGGGAAGGGAGGGGGAGGGAGGGAGGAGAGGGAGGCGCUGCGUUACCUCAGUCAGACUGUUUGUUUUUGAAAACGUGGAAGGAUGAGAGCUGCUCAAGGUUCCAAAAAACGCCCGCCGUACGCAGACGAGCGCAGUCUGCUGCUGUGGAGGCGGGAACAUGAACAAAGACAAGCUGAUUAAACUCAUGAAAGGAAAAAAAAAAAAACUCCACCUUCAAAACCACCAAACACAACUUAAAUGGGCUUUUUUUUUGUUUUCUUCAGUCUGUGUAAACACUGACGGUUGAGUUUAGUGUUUGUUGUCGUUCUGCACGGUCACAGCAGAGAAGUCGAGCUUGUGUCUCAAUGAAGAAUCAGUCGUUUCUAUUUCACCGACCGCAAACCUGUUUACAUCAAACUAGGGUUCAAAUAUACACACACACACAACUCAUGUCACAAACAUUCACCAUUAACAAUCUGAAGGCCUAAAAAAAAAACUGUUAACUUUGCGUCAUUGUCUUCAUCUAAGCAUCUGUGUGUGUUUGUGUGGGUGUGUGUGGGUGUGGCCGUUCACAGGAAAUCCAAACAAAGAUUGAUUAGAUUUUUAUUGUCGACAUUAAUUAACAAGCGUUAAUAAACAUGAGGUUAUCUUUUGUCUUUAGUCCCGGGACAGAUGUGAAAAUUCUAUCGUCUCCUUCACCAACUGAUUCAAGAGCUUUGUGAAGAAGUGUCACACACACACACACACACACACACACAAACGCUGCAUGUGAGCAUCUCAACACUGUGGCUCCGCUGCGACUGUUGGUGUUACAGACGUAAUGAAACCACUGUUUUCCAGCUGUAAAGCGGCACAUGUGAUAUCCGGUGCAAAUGUUGACGGUUAAAAAAGGAAUCGGCACCUCUGCUGCCUCCCUCUGGUUAGACAUGGAAAUGUUAAGUUUUGAGAUUUUCACACAUUUUCAAAACAAAUGGAACCCGUUGCGACGGCGUCACUGAUCUGCGGCCUGCACUGCUCCCCCACUCCCCCUCCCACAGCUCUCAGCUCACUUCUUGGCAUUUUGUUGUUGUUUUUUUUAAUCAGGCAUCAGAAUAGGGUGGGGUUUAGUUGAUGCGUGUGUGUGUGUGUGUGUGUGGGUUCUCUGUUUAAUCACGGUGGAAACAUUGAAUAUACAAAACAAUGUCAACAAUGUUUUUUUUUGUCCUUUUCAAUGUCAAAAACAUUUAUUCAGUCAGUGAAGUUUGUGACACACACACACACACGACGUCAGCAGUGUUUCAGGGCGGAGUCUUGUUUUUAGUCUUAUUUUUUUGUGCUUGAAUGUGACGCAGUUGAGUUUUGUUUGACAGCAUUAAAGAGCAGAACCGUGCACACUCACGUUGAAGGUGAGGGAGCGGGGUAACCGGGGGUAACCGGGGGUAACCAGUGCGUUGUUGGACGCGUUCAUAACUUUCAGGGUUUUUCUUUGGUUCUCUUCCGUCAUGCAGUACAGUGUCCUCGUCUGUGAUGUCCAUGCAUUUCCACAGCUGUGAUGUGUGACCUGCAGUAGGAAAAGGGGUUUCUGAUUUAAGGGGUUUAUUGUGAUGACUAAAUGAUUCUUUUCUUUCUAGCCUUUACCUGUCGGGGGGGAUAUUAUCAUCUUAUAGAGAAAUGUUGUCACCUCUGAAGGUGUCUUUUAUUUUUGUAAACCAAAAUGGUUUUUAUUGUUUUCAUUGAGAUGUUUGUCGUUGCACCUUUUUAGCCCAAUGUGUUACUUAAUAGCUGUUCAAUGUGCCAAAUAACUGUUGCUGAUUGAGUGGAACCAAUGGGAAGCCGACUUCGCGGACACAGCUACAUCCAUGCUAAAACACACACACACACACACACACA